Messenger RNA from Spirometra erinaceieuropaei, 705 nucleotides. The record is from the annotation of a GenBank genome assembly. NCBI's taxonomy places the organism in Eukaryota, Metazoa, Platyhelminthes, Cestoda, Diphyllobothriidea, Diphyllobothriidae.
AUGGAAGCUAUAGUAAAGAGCGCUAUACAGCAAUUUUGUGAAGAAAAUAACAUCUUGCAGGAUUUUCAACAUGGCUUCCGGAGAGGACGUUCCUGCCUCUCAAAUCUGCUAGCUUGUCUGGAGAUGUGGACCAGGGCUCUAGAAGAGGGUUUUGAGGUCGAUGUCGUGUAUAUCGAUUUCCGCAAAGCUUUUGACACUGUCCCGCACCAACGUCUUCUUCACAAAUUGAGCGCCAUCGUCAUCCGGGGAGAUCUUCUAACCUGGAUUAGGGCGUUUCUGGUUAGUCGGAAACAACGUGUCUGUAUCGGGGAUGAUAUGUCAGAAUGGGUGAACGUGGCCAGUGGUGUACCUCAAGGCUCAGUUCUGGGACCAUUGCUCUUCGUCCUUUACGUCAACGACAGCCUUCAGGAACUCGAUUGCGUCAAAAUAAUGUUUGCAGACGAUAUUAAGCUCUGGCAAGUCAUUAAGGGUCCGAAUGAUCAGAGAUCCCUUCAAGAUAAUCUGCACCGACUGCAAGCGUGGUCGAAGAAAUGGUUUCUAGAUUUCAAUGUGGAGAAGUGUGCCGUCCUUCAUCUGCGUCCAACCAACUCUCAUUCAAAUGAGAGUCUGAGGACAUAUCACCUGAAAGAUAUAAGGCUCCCCGCACAGUCUUCACAGAAGGAUCUCGGGGUUUGGAUACAGAACAACCUGAAACCAACACUGUAG